This is a messenger RNA of Cylas formicarius (sweet potato weevil), 1082 nucleotides long. Its product is annotated as tetra-peptide repeat homeobox protein 1-like. The transcript has 2 exons. Lineage: Eukaryota; Metazoa; Arthropoda; Insecta; Coleoptera; Brentidae. The coding region runs from base 33 to 671 and encodes 212 amino acids. The record is from RefSeq and is a predicted model, not a curated record.
UCAUCUGGUUCCGUCGUCCAUCCAACUCCGCGAUGAAGAUUUGUGCCAUCGUUUUCCUUGUAAGCCUGUCCUCAACAUGGGCCGGUGAUGAACCAAAGAAGACCACCAAACGGGGUGUCUUUGGGGAAUCGCUGGGUUAUGGCCACGGCUCCGCCAUCCUCCUUGGUUCUUCCUUGGACCAUGGCCUCUCUUCGGGACUCGCGGGAUUGUCUUCUUUGGGCGGCGGCAUCGAUUUGGGCGCCCAAAUACACCGCCAGGUUACCAUUACUAAUAGAAUAGGUAUCCCGGUGCCGCAACCUUACCCUGUACCCGUCGAGCGCAGGGUUCCAGUACCCGUGCCUCACCCUGUGGCGGUACCCGUAGAUCGUCCUUACCCGGUUGAAGUACCGCGACCGUACCCCGUAGCAGUGGAAAAACCGGUACCGGUACCGGUAGAUAGGCCAGUACCGUACCCCGUAAAAGUACCUGUUAGGGUAGCGGUGCCGGUACCGGUUAAAAUAGCCGUUCCGCAUCCUGUACCGGUAGCCGUGCCGAAGCCGGUACCGGUACCGGUGGCACAUCCGGUUUAUAUAAAGAAAGCUGUACCCGUACUGGUAGGUGGUUCCGGAUUAGGAUACGGAGGGCACCACGGGCCCUCUUUUGGAGGAUACGGCUUGGGAAAAUUUUGGUAACGCGAGGGGUGAUUGGUUUAUGUGAUUUGAAGUGUACAAAGCUUAUCGUUUGUAGGAAAUGUGUAUAAUAAUAAAAAACUAGUCUAUUUUUUGUGAAAAGUUAUAUGAAAAUAUAUGCUAAAUAUUUUUGUAUUUUUUUUAGCUUUUUAAUUGACGCGUUACGCCAAAAUUAAACAUAGUAUCGGAGAUUACCACCCUAUUAUAUAAAUAAUUUUAAAAACACAAUUAAGUAAUAUUUAGAAAAAAAAGUACAACUAAGGGUUCGACGAAAACUUCCGUUUUUGGUAUUUACCCAGGUGCAUCUGUUUAAUUUCAUAGUCCAAGCUUUUUAAAAAAUAACGUUUUCAUUUAAAGCGUAGGUAGUCUUGUCAGUAUUAACACGGAAGGUUGGAAAAUACUAAAUAUUUUGAA